Messenger RNA from Antechinus flavipes (yellow-footed antechinus), 2786 nucleotides. RefSeq names its product protein tyrosine kinase 6 (gene PTK6). Bases 99 to 1460 code for a protein of 453 amino acids. The transcript is spliced from 8 exons. NCBI's taxonomy places the organism in Eukaryota, Metazoa, Chordata, Mammalia, Dasyuromorphia, Dasyuridae. Gene Ontology annotation, molecular function: non-membrane spanning protein tyrosine kinase activity; signaling receptor binding; ATP binding. The record is from RefSeq and is a predicted model, not a curated record. Gene Ontology annotation, biological process: cell surface receptor protein tyrosine kinase signaling pathway; innate immune response; cell differentiation. Gene Ontology annotation, cellular component: extrinsic component of cytoplasmic side of plasma membrane.
AUACUUAAAGUUCCCAGGGGAAGAAGAAUGUAUUCUGAGUGACACUUUCCUGAGAGAAAGGAGGAUUUCAGAAUCUGAAUCCUGAAGCUCCUUUCAACAUGGAUUCAAGAAGUCUUUCCCAUUUGGGUCCCAAAUACCUCUAUGUUAGUCUCUGGGAUUUUGAAGCAAGGACAGAGGAUGAAUUGAGCUUUCAAGCUGGGGAUCAUUUUUAUGUAACAGAGAAGAAGGAAGAUUGGUGGAAAGCCACGAAACUUGAUGCUGCUGGAAGGAGCUUGGGAGAAGGCUAUGUCCCUCACAAUUACUUAGCUGAAGAAGAGACAAUGGAGACUGAACCAUGGUUUUUUGGUCAGAUCUCUCGAUCAGAAGCUCUGCAUAGACUCCUUGCAGGAGAGAAUGGAACUGGUACCUUCCUCAUAAGGAUCAGUGAGAAGACAGGAGCAGACUAUGUUCUCUCAGUUCGGGACAACCAGAUUGUAAGACAUUACAAGAUCUGGAGGAAUGCUGAGGGAAGAUACCAUAUGAACUCCGCUGUAUCCUUCCCCAGUCUUGUUGGUCUAGUGCAGUAUCACAAAAGUAAGACACUGUCCCACGGCCUGAGGCUCACCACACCCUGCUGGAAGCAUGAGCCAAAACCAUUGCCUCAUUGGGAUGACUGGGAAAGACCCAAGGAAGAGUUUAUCCUGACCAGGAAGCUGGGCUCAGGAUACUUCGGGGAAGUCUUUGAAGGAUACUGGAAAGAGAAAGUCAAAGUGGCCAUUAAGGUCAUUGCCAAGGAUGACCUGAUGCAUCAGAACACCUUCUACUCAGAGAUUGAAGCCAUGAAGAAGCUGCGCCACAAACACAUUCUCUCUCUGUAUGCUAUCUCUUCCAUUGGGGAUCCUGUCUAUAUCAUUACUGAAUUGAUGCCCAAAGGAAACCUUCUGGAGCUCCUUAGAGACCCUGAAGGGGCAAAACUGCCCACCACAGAGCUUGUGGACAUAGCAUCUCAAAUAUCAGAGGGCAUGUGCUACCUUGAAUCACAGAACUAUAUUCACCGAGACCUGGCUGCCAGAAACAUCCUUGUGGGGGAAAAUAACAUCUGCAAAGUGGGAGACUUUGGGCUGGCUCGACUUAUCAAGGAUGAUGUUUAUCUUUCCUAUGCACAUAACAUCCCCUACAAAUGGACAGCGCCAGAAGCCCUCUCCUAUGGAUAUUAUUCAAUCAAAUCUGAUGUCUGGUCCUUUGGAAUUCUUCUCUAUGAAAUUUUCAGUGGUGGACAGAUACCUUAUCCAGGAAUGUCCAAUAAUGAAACUCACAUGAAAGUCUUGGGUGGCUUUCGGAUGCUCCGCCCCACAAAGUGCCCACUUUCCAUCUAUGACCUCAUGUAUAAAUGCUGGAAUCUGACUCCUGGAGAAAGACCAUGCUUCAAAAGCCUCAAAGAAAAACUCAUUAGCUUCACUAAUUAUGAAAACCCACUCUGAGCCAAGAACCCACCUGAAAAGCACGUUUCCUUAUUUACCACCAAACUCCUCUCCCUGGUACUCUGUGACAGCAAGUUCAAAGGUUUGUUCCCCAAGAAUAAUGAACCUUAGGCAUGUAGAAGUGCCAUGGGGACUGUUUCUGAAGGCAACGUGACCCACUUAAAAGAAUGUUGCUAGACCUUGAGGCAGAAGAUCUGAAUUUGAAUCUGGGCUCCAACACUCACUAGUUGCACAGACUUCCAAGAACUAUUCUGUUUCUCUGGGUCUCAGUUUUUUCUCUGUAAAAUGGGAAUAAUGCUCAUGCUACCUCUCUCAUAGAGCUAUUGUGAAGAAAUCAUCUUUUAAACCUUAAAGCUCUGUGAAAAUGUUAGCUGCUGUGUUUGCUGCUGCUCCUUGCUCCAGUACAAAACAGAAGAUCACUUGAAGUGUACAAAUGCACUGGGGUCAGAGCAUAGCUGACCAUCAAACAUGCCAGAAGGCAAAAAUAGUUGAUUUGUUUCUAUUUCAUUUACUAAAACUUUGCUGUUAAAAAAUAAGUAAAUUUCAUUUACAAUGAAACAUUAAGAGUUCCUGGACUCUUCUCCAGGUAGGCUCUUAAGCUCCAGGGGAGACUUCUGAGAACUUCAGAAAAUGGAAGUUCAAGUUUUCUGAGGUUUUCAGUGCCUCUGGUUAAAACUUAUUUAGAAGCCAUGCAGUGCAGUGAAAAUUGUUUGAUUAGUGCUAAAGGGGCUCUCAUCUUGAGCAAGUCACCUAUUCUUUCCAGACUUCAAUUUCCUCACUUGUCAAAGAAGGGUUUGAUGUGAUGACUAAGUCCUUUCUUGCUAAGUUGUAAUUGUGCCAUACCACAUCACUCACUCAUAUGUGGAAGGGAAAAACUGAUCCUCGGGAGGCAAUCUUAGGAUAAAAUAAUAAAGCUGUGCAAUGAGGAGAGGAGAAGGGGUCUUAAUUCUAUAUCACAAGGACUUAAAAAAAAGAAAAACUAUCAUCUAAAAUUACAAUUUAGGCUGUGUCCAAUUCAGGCUUUGGCAGAGCUAGAGUCUGGUCUAAAAGCUGAUAUUUAAUGAAAACUCCCAGCAACCUUCCUAUCAAGUCCUGUUUCCAGCCCUGGCUCUCACUUCCAAAAAACUUGGUUGUCUGUUGAUAUGCCAGAGAACUAUUUGGGAAGAUAAUUUUUCUUCUUUGUCAUGUGAUUUGUAAACAUUGUAGUUCACAAGUUAAUAAUCUCCUGCCUCUCCAUUUUCCUAUGUGUGUGUGUGUGUGUGUCUGUGUGUAGAAUAAAACUGUUGGAAGAAGGAAUGAGGAAAAGUAACCUGAAUUUGGAGAACA